Messenger RNA from Esox lucius (northern pike), 3037 nucleotides. RefSeq names its product zinc finger and BTB domain containing 25 (gene zbtb25). Gene Ontology annotation, molecular function: DNA-binding transcription factor activity, RNA polymerase II-specific; RNA polymerase II cis-regulatory region sequence-specific DNA binding; protein binding. The record is from RefSeq and is a predicted model, not a curated record. The transcript has 3 exons. Lineage: Eukaryota; Metazoa; Chordata; Actinopteri; Esociformes; Esocidae. Gene Ontology annotation, biological process: regulation of transcription by RNA polymerase II. Bases 174 to 1592 code for a protein of 472 amino acids. Gene Ontology annotation, cellular component: nucleus.
UAUAGCCUACUACAGUAUAGUCACGUGACGAAUAACCAGCUGGGUUGCUCAGUUGACAAUCACAUAACAAGACGCGCGAGAUAGUGCGAGAAUUUCUGUGCAGCAACAAAUAGGCUACGAAUGAUAUAUAAACCAAUAUUUCUCAAAUAGGUGGAGGUCGUGUCGGUGUUGUCAUGGACGUGUCCAACCACAGCCUGUUCCUCCUGCAGCAACUAAACGUCCAGAGGGAGUUUGGAUUCCUUUGCGACUGCACCGUUGCCAUCGGCAACGUGUACUUUAAGGCCCAUCGGGCAGUCCUCGCGGCAUUCUCCAACUACUUCAAGAUGAUCUUCAUUCAUCAGUCAAGUGAGUGCAUUAAGAUCCAACCCACGGACAUACAGCCGGAUGUUUUCAGCUACCUGCUCCACAUCAUGUACACAGGAAUGGGCCCAAAGCAGCCAGUGGACCAGGGGCGCCUGCAGGAGGGCAUCAAGUUCCUCCACGCCUAUCAACUGUGCCGUAAGCCUGGUGAGGGAGGGUCUGACACCGCCACGGCUGACCUGGUCCGAAUGUCCAACCUCUAUGGCAUUCAGAUUUCUUCCCAGUUAGCCAACAAGGAGGGCAAUGGGGGCUCUAAAGGUAGUGCCGGGGCCCGGGGAGGGGGCAUCCCUGAGGACGGGCGUUCAUCCGCCCGGAUGGGCCGCUCUCACGCGGCUCCGUUUUCGACGACCGUGGGAAUGGAGGGCGUCCCCUCCUCGGACCGCCAGCCCUUCUCUGGUCUCCUGCACGGCGUGUCCUCCGUGGCCUCCGGGGACGACUCGGACAUCUCCACGCGCAUCAAGCAGGAGAGGGUGGAGGAGGAGGAAGGAGAGGAGGGCCACCCCGCGCCGGGUGGGGGAGGUUCCCCGACCUCUUCCUCGGCCCAGGGCGGCAGCCCAUGCCGGGGCCUGCUGUUCAAGGACGGUCCCCUGGCGCUGCUGUGCCCCCGCUGCGGUGAGUGCUGUUCGUCCCAGGAGGGGCUCCGCGAGCACCUGUUCAGCCACUCCGCCUGCGCCCUGGACCCCAGCGGACUGAUGGAGGGCCUCUCCCAAGGCGUGGGGGGGGACCCCGAGGGCCCUGAGGAGCAGGUGGGGGGGGGCCAGGAUCAUCUAGACGCAGGCUGUCUAGAGAAGGCCCUGAGACAGAGCCAGGCGCUGGCCGACGAGCUAGCUGCCGAGCUACGGCGGAGCCGGGAAGGCAUAGCGGGCGGCGUCAGUCCGCCCCCCGCCCCCGCCACGGCAACCAGUUACACGCGAAAGCGCAAGAUCGCUUGUGCCGUAUGCAGCCUGCGGUUCGCCCAGAAGAGCCAGCUGCAGGAGCACAUGUUCACGCACACGGGCAAGCCCUCGCGUUACCACCGCUACAGCCGCCUCUGCAGCCAGCUCAUCCACGCCUCGGGGCACUUCUGCGAGGGACCACUGGAGGGCGGCGGUGAGGGCGGUGUGGCGGCAAGCACUACGGUGGUCCUGCCCGAGGAGGCCAACCGGGAAGCCCAGGACAAUGGCAGUUCAUGCUACUCACUAGACUCGGAGAUCUCACAGGGGAGCGUGGAUGAAAGCGAAAACAAACUGUAGAAGGGUGCGGAAACACCCCGAAGUUCAUCGUUGGUUUCUUGGUUGCCUGUUGUGGAAUGCCUGAUCUGAUCACCCUGGGAGCGUGAGAGUUUGUGUUAUUAUGCAGUAUUUUGUUGAAAAUCCCCCGACUGCCGAAGAUAAUUUAUAAGAACUAUGUAUUGUUACAAGGUCAUUGACAUGCGUUCUUCUCUGAAAGAUAUAGCGGAUAGCGGCUCUCGAAUAACAAGUGUUGUGGAAAUACCUUGUAAUCCCCCCCUCUGCACUCAUAAAGACUGCAUUCUGGGUCAUGUUCAUUCGGGCCCACUGUUGGAAGACUUUUUACAGUGCUUCUCGAUAUGUCAUUUCCAAAUAGAACCUCCCGUUUAACAUUCUCAGUUUGUUUUCAGUUUCAUUCCAACCCAACUCAUUCAUUACCUUUUGACAAUAUCCUCCCACUGGUUAUAUCUUGUCCUUUGUCAAUAUCGCUGAUCUCUGUCAGGUGUGAUUCCAGUGUAAAGCGUAUCUUCCUUUUGUUCAGUGAUUAUCUGAAUAGAAUAGCAUAUAGAAACAAAAUUGUUUUGAAAGACAAAUGUGUUCUCGCACACUUAUCAUAUUUCAUGGGGUGGUAUUGAUCAGGAAUUAGCAUACACUAUGUAUCUGUUGUAUCUGUAUCUUGCACUUUCAGAAAUAAUUAGGUAUUGAAAGGGAUUCUGAUUAGUUAUUGAUGUUUGCCUGGGUUACAGGAAUUUGACAAGGACGCUUUGCAAUACACAACUGUAAUAUGGUAUAUCAUCAUGUUAUAUGCCAAAACGCGCAAAAUAGCAGAGAAAUUGGAUGUUCAGCUCCACAUUCAGCUUAAAGUAAAUUAUUGUAUAUCCUACUACCUACCAAAGUGAAGCAAGACUCUGACCUUAAGUCAUCCUAUAACCUUUCAAGCUGGAAAACCUGGGGCCAUGUGUCAAGCAUCACUGGAGAGCUGAUUGAAAAUUGGGUCGCCCAUUUCUCCAUCCCAAAGGCAAUAAUUAUUCAAAAUAUUCUCCUGCUGAGGAGGUCACAAUAGCAGUUAAAUAGCAAGGGCUGUAGCAGUAUUUAGAUAUAUAGAGGAUACUUAAUAUGAUUGAUCCUUAAAGCAUAUUUCAACACUAAAAAGGAUACAUUUUUACUCAAAGUAACUCAAAGAAAUACUCUUGUUGGUGCUUCUACAGCUUUAUAAUAGUAGGAUUGUAGUUGAACUUUUGAUGGACAUGUGGCCAUGUAUAUGUGAAUGGAUGAAUGCAUCUGGUAAUGUUGUGCCAGGGGUCUCAAUGUAUUGUCACAGACAGUAUAAACCUAUUGACCUAUUGAAAAUGUGAGAUUUGCCUUUCCGAGUUUAACUUUUGUCCAGUCGGUCUGUGUGACCUCUGCUGUGUUUGAACUGUCAUUAAACCUUACUGUGGUUUAAUGUUUUGUAAAUCUGUGUCACUUUU